Messenger RNA from Syngnathoides biaculeatus (alligator pipefish), 1941 nucleotides. RefSeq names its product homeobox A5a (gene hoxa5a). Gene Ontology annotation, molecular function: DNA-binding transcription factor activity, RNA polymerase II-specific; RNA polymerase II cis-regulatory region sequence-specific DNA binding. Gene Ontology annotation, cellular component: nucleus. The record is from RefSeq and is a predicted model, not a curated record. The coding region runs from base 347 to 1189 and encodes 280 amino acids. Gene Ontology annotation, biological process: anterior/posterior pattern specification; regulation of transcription by RNA polymerase II. The transcript has 2 exons. NCBI's taxonomy places the organism in Eukaryota, Metazoa, Chordata, Actinopteri, Syngnathiformes, Syngnathidae.
GAUGGCGCACCACGACAAGGCAAAGUUCGCCCUCAGCCUCAGAGUCCUCCUCAUCCCCACCCCGCGCGAGUUUACCUCCGGAGGUCACCGAGCAGGAUUUACGACUGGUCAACAAAAGCACGUGAUGCUCCGCCGUACCCCAUAUUUGGGUGCCUACGUAAGAGAGAAUCAAGUCCGUGGCCCGCUCAUUUCCAUAAUUCAUCAUAAAUUGUGCAAGGCUGCAAUCGGACGCGCGAAAGCAUAAGAGCCACAAAUCAAGCACGCUUGCUUUAUGCUUUUCCACAACUCGAAAUAAUAACAAAACAGCGGCGGAAGCAGCAGCGAGCAGUGGAGGAAUUGUCAACAAAUGAGCUCCUAUUUUGUGAACUCAUUCUGCGGUCGCUAUGCCAAUGGCGCGGACUUCCCGUUACAUAAUUAUGGCGAGCACGGUUCGGCGGACGAGCAGUACAGAGACCCCCCCGCCGUGCACUCCGGCAGGUACGGCGGCUAUGGCUACAACGGGAUGGACUUGACCGUCGGCCGGCCCGCGAGCGGACACUUCGUGGGCGGCGAGCGGACCGCCGCCUUCUCCCCGAGCCACUCGGCGGCCGCCACCCCCUCGGCGGAGCCGGUCAGGUACGCGCAGCCCGCCGCCGGUGGCGCCGCCAACCCGACUCUGUCCCCCGCUGCCGAUCCGAUCCCGUGCUCGUCCUCGGUGGCCGGCUCCACGCAAGUCUGCACCGAGUCUCGGAGCCAGCACCGAGCCGUGAAAAACUCGCUCCCCAGCCCGUGCUCCAGCUCCGGCGGGGGCACUCUGCUGCACAACCGGGACUGUGCGCCCAAGGGGUCGCCUCUGGACGACGACAAGCCCGCGGGGAGCACGCCCGGGACGCCACAGAAUGCCAGCGACCCCACGCAGCCCCAGAUAUAUCCCUGGAUGAGGAAACUGCACAUAAGCCACGAUUUGUCAGGGCCAGAGGGCAAGCGUGCCCGAACCGCCUACACCCGCUACCAGACCCUGGAGCUGGAGAAGGAGUUCCACUUCAACCGCUACCUGACCCGCAGGCGGAGGAUCGAGAUCGCGCACGCCUUGUGCCUCUCGGAGAGACAGAUCAAAAUCUGGUUCCAGAACCGAAGGAUGAAGUGGAAGAAGGACAACAAGCUGAAGAGCAUGAGCAUGGCUGCGGGCGCGGGAGGCUACAGGCCUUGAUCGUCCUCCCCCAUCUCACCCCACGCGACCCACCCACCCAUCAUCAUCACCCCGGAUGAGGAGUGAUGCAAAAAUCCAAGUUCUGUCAUAUCAACUUCCUGUUAUGUGGCCGCAAAGACGAGAGGCCACCAGGAGCGGCCGGCGCUAUAUCCGACCCGGUUUUCAUUUACAGUAGUGGGAAAGUACUCCGUCACAAUUGUACUACAGUUCUGCCUAGAUUUAGAGACAAUGGAUAAAUAAUUGUUGGUUUAAAUUAUUUCUUGUUCAGGAAUAAAACAAAAGCAAAAAGGAGAAUAUGCUACCUAUUAACCAGCGAAUGCACUCAAUGUACACACUCAAGUUCCAGCUUACUUGUUUAGCAAAGUUUUCUGUGUACCUCCAGUAUAUUGUGUAUUGUAUUUAUUUGUGUGGUGUGUAUUGUGCUCAAUUGAGAUAUUUUUUUCUUUUGGUAAAAAAAAAGGCCUCCAAAAUUCCGAAAAGUGAUUUUAUGCGUGUCGGCUCAAGUCUUGCGUGUACAGUACAACUGCGCAUUAUAUAUUAAAUUGUUUUUGCAUCUUAUAAAGACAUAAGGCUUGUUAAAAAUGUUUCCUUUUUUGCCUCUUUUUUUUAAACUGCAUUGUAUAUGACCCCCGUGGUGUUAAGCUUUUUUUUUUAAAAAAUGUUUUUUUUUUUAAAAAGACUGGAAGUCAAGAAUGUACUGUAAAAGGCAUUGUUGCUGUUUAUCAUGAUAAUUAUAAUAAACUUUUUACUGG